UCAGGCACGUGUCCAUCAUGUGACAUUACCUUCAGGCGGAAAUGCCGAGGAGGGUUAAGAGCUGAAGCCUUCUUCUCCUCUCCUGUGUGUCAGGAGGGUACAUUUUCGGUUCCGUCGCCAUCGAAGCUGAGUGGGGAGAUCUUACCCAUCGUCUGCAGAGAUCCCGCAUUAAAGUGUUCACUCUCUCGUCAAUAUCUCCGCCUUCUACCCUUUUGGUUUCUCCUUCUCCGAUCUCGCUUCCUCGCUGCCUCUUAGUUUCCGCUAGUGAUCUCGGACCACGCGGCAAUGGCUUCGUACAUCUCCGCCCCGUGCCCUAAAUUCCCGUCUGUACUCCGAAUCGGCAGGUCUCGCGGGGUGGCGGGUGUUUCCCAUUCCAGGGUUCGGCUACAGGGGCCUAAAGACAGAAAGUUCCAUGGUUUGAUGGCCAAGGCUCAUGAGGUUACUGUCGAUGGUUCUUCAAAUUCGUUGCCUCUGGCAGCUGCCAAGUCAGAAAUUCAUUCACCAAAGGACAAUGAUGACAAGGCAGAAGAUGAAUCUGCUAUAUCAGAUUCUGCGAUAUCAGCAUUCAUGUUGGAGGUUUCAAAUCUCGUCAAGCUUGUGGAUUCAAGAGAUAUCACAGAACUUCAACUGAAACAGAAGGAUUGCGAGCUUAUAAUUAGAAAAAAAGAGGCCAUACAACAGCUAGCACCUGCUCCUGUCGUCAUGAUGCAGCCUCCGCAAGGUGCGUUUCCAACACAACCCCAGGUCUCCCAAGCCACUCCUGUUCCAUCAGCUCCUCCUCCAUCAGCAUCUCCUCCUGCAAAGAGCAGCAAGUCCUCACUUCCUGUGCUAAAAUGUCCCAUGGCUGGAACAUUUUACCGUAGCCCAGCACCUGGUGAACCGGCUUUUGUCAAGGUUGGAGAUAAGGUCAAGAAGGGGCAGGUUGUUUGCAUUAUUGAGGCUAUGAAAUUAAUGAAUGAGAUCGAGGCUGACCAAUCUGGAACAGUUGUAGAGAUACUUGCAGAGGACGGAAAGGCCGUCAGUGUCGACACGCCAUUGCUUAUUAUCGCACCCUGAAGCAGAAGAAAUGGAUGGAACAGAAACAGUAGCUCAGAACAAAAUUUUCCAGAAACCUUUUAAUUUGUUUCACAGUUAAUCAUAUAAUGGAUGAAGCUCUCAUUGCUGCAAAUGAAAUUUUAAUGAAUUUCUGUAGCUUUCUUCUGUGUAUGAUGGAUCUAUGUUAUGUAUUUUAGAUAUCUUCUACUUUCUUCUUCGCCGCUUC
This is a messenger RNA of Phalaenopsis equestris, 1261 nucleotides long. RefSeq names its product biotin carboxyl carrier protein of acetyl-CoA carboxylase, chloroplastic-like. Gene Ontology annotation, molecular function: acetyl-CoA carboxylase activity. Gene Ontology annotation, cellular component: acetyl-CoA carboxylase complex. NCBI's taxonomy places the organism in Eukaryota, Viridiplantae, Streptophyta, Magnoliopsida, Asparagales, Orchidaceae. The record is from RefSeq and is a predicted model, not a curated record. Gene Ontology annotation, biological process: fatty acid biosynthetic process.